GUCCCCCCUCCGUUGUCUUGCCCACCCGGGAUGGGAGGUCUUGGGGUGGGGGGCUCCCGGGGGUGGUAUCAUGGUGGUGGUUGCUUGAUAGAAUAGGGUAGAUGGUCACUGCUAGAUGCUGUGCUCGUAGUCAAGGUCUGAGGAUAUAAAAGACUUCUUUCUCCCCCGGCCUUGUUCUGUUUGUCCCCCCUUUUUUCCUCCCCUUGCCUCCUCCCGCUCCGUUAUCCAUUCGUGUUUACCCUCCAUCAGUCCAUCCAAAUCAAUCAAGUACCGGAAACCUUUUCUGUCAAGUAGUUCUCUUCAAUCGAUUCACACAAUGUCUCUUCCAGCAACUAUGAAAGCUCUCCGGUGAGUUCCUCCGAUGACUUACCCCGCUUCGUUGUGGACGGUCGAUGAUUGACUAUUGCUGGUAGCUACGACAAACCAGAGUCGUAUGCUGUUGUUGAGGUCCCGCUACCCACGCUUCGUGAUAACGAUGUUUUGGUGUGUGCAUCCUCUCCGCCUUUUUUCCCCCUUUUCCCGUGGAAUUGGGGAACUAAUUGAUGGAACGAUAGAUCAAAGUCAAGGCUUGCGGUGUCUGCGGGACUGUGAGUGAUUCCUAACGAUAGUGGUAAUGGUGGUGGCGAUGUGCUGCGUGCUGAUGGGGAUGGGACGGAAUCGUAGGAUUUGCAUAUUCACGAGGGUGAAUUCAUCGCAAAGGUAAUUUGGAAAUCCAUUCCCUGAGGCCACCUCGAUUGGGGGAGGUUUCUUUUAUAUACCUACGCGGUGGUGGAUUAUGGUUGGGCACCCUUAUGGGUAGCACCAUGACACCUUUGUGGUCACUUUUCCCGUGAUAUUGGGCUAACGUGAUGUGAUAUCUCCCUGCAGUUCCCGUUGAUUCCUGGUAUUUACCCCUCCUAUUGCUGAUUCCUCCGGAUUUGCUGCAAAUUUAGAGUGGAAUUGAUGGUUGAUUGGUCAAUCGAUAGGGCACGAAACUGUUGGUGUUGUUGCUGCCAUCGGAAAAGACGUCAAGGGAUUUCAAGUUGGUGAGCGUGUAUGCGCUGAUAACUCGGAGCUCUGCAACGAGUGCUUCUACUGCCGUCGUGGACAACUCUUGCUGUGCGAGAAGUUUGAGGCCCAUGGAGUUACCAGUCAGUUAGCCCUUGUCUCUCAUCUCAUCACAAGUUAGGCGGAUUAUGUGCUGACGAUUGGUGUUUUUAAUAGUGGACGGUGGUUUCGCCGAGUACUGUGCAUACCCCGCCGGAAAAGUGUUCAAGAUUCACAACCUGAGCGACGUCGAUGCUACCCUCCUUGAGCCCGCUUCGUGCGCUGCUCACGGUCUUGAGAAGAUUGCCCCAAAGAUUGGCUCUUCCGUGCUUAUGUUCGGUGCUGGGCCGACCGGUCUCUGCCUUGCUCAGCUACUCCGUCACAAUGGCGCUUCGCACGUCGUCAUCGCUGCCCCCGAGGGUUUGAAGAUGGAUUUGGCUAAGAAGCUUGAUUGUGCCGACGCCUAUGUUCCUCUUUCCAGGAGCAACCCCCAGGCUCAGUUCGACCAGAUCAAGAGCGAUAACCCUUACGGAUUUGACAUUGUUGUCGAGGUUUGUCUUGUGCCAAUUGAUCACUUGUAUAAAUCAAUUAUUUAUGGGUGAUAUACAGGCUACCGGCUCCCCCAAGAUCCUCGAGGAUGCCAUCAACUACGUCCGUCGGGGCGGUAAGCUUGUUGUUUACGGUGUUUACAGCGACACGGCCCGUGUUUCAUGGCCACCAAGCAAGAUUUUCGGAGAUGAAAUCACCAUUCUUGGUUCCUUCUCGGAGACUUACAUGUUCCCCACCACCAUCGGUUACCUAGACACCGGAAAGGUCAAGGUUGAAGGCAUUGUGAACAAGACUUACAACCUCGAGCAAUGGGCCGAGUGUCUGGAGGCGAUGAGGAACAAAACUGCCAUCAAGGCUGCUAUCGUCUUUGAUUAGAUUCAUUUCCGUCUGUUUUCUUUUUGCUUUUUUUUCAUGGAACACUACCAAUACUGUGGCUGUUUGGCAAACAUGGAUUGGACGGAUGGGCGGGGAGACACUUUGUUAUUUGUAACGUAGGUAGUUCUAAUAGCCUGAGUGUUAUUGUGAGGUUUUCAGAAAAAAAAAAGUACGUGUAUAAAAAAACAUAGGGCCAACGUUUUUAGUGGGCUUUAUGUGUUUGUUCGCUUAUCGUACUUGAUUGAAGUGACGGGGUGAGUGUAAGACGGAUUGGGAAGGUGGGGUAAUUGGAUGUCUUGGCUAUGCUUUCAUUAAUUUAUCGCUAUCGGGACAUGCAGGAUCCCGUUAAUGGGGGGAUAAUUAUGUACUCGUAGACGGAUGGCUCACUUUCAUUCCGGUAACGCGAUCGUUGUCUGCUUUACCGUGCAAGAUAAUAAUCCCGAGGGAAUGUCUUUGGAGUCAAGCUGCGCUGAAAUGAGAUGAUAGCCUUACCUUUCC
Molecule: messenger RNA, 2448 nt
Organism: Tuber aestivum (summer truffle)
Lineage: Eukaryota; Fungi; Ascomycota; Pezizomycetes; Pezizales; Tuberaceae
Source: the annotation of a GenBank genome assembly